AUGCCACCAAAAAGAUCCACAUCCACCGCAUCAUCAUCCUCAUCAUCAUCAAAACGCGUUCGUAAACAGCAACAACAACAACAACAACAACAGCCUCCCGAAUUUAUCCGUUUAUUCCAUCUCUUCACUCAGCUAAAUACUUUUUGUGCUUUCUGCGAUGCUCGUCUUACAACUGCAAUCACCUUGGACAAGAUUCAAUCAGCUGUCAAUGGCGUUCAACUUGACGAUCUAGCUGCCAUCAACGUCAUUAUCCCUGACUUUAUCCACUUUGACCAGGGGCUCACCAUUCAAUUUGGGAAACCGAUGACCAAGAAACGAGAGUCUCCUUUAGCAACACGAGGAGGAAGGGGAGAAGGAUCCAACCAAUACAGGAGCCCACCAAGUGUCAAACCAGAAGUUGUCAAAAAGACUAUCGAUGCGCGCAACCUUCGCUUUAAACGUGCCAUUGCUAACUUUGUUUCUGAAUGCCAGGACAAGCACAUCGAUCCCGUAGCGCAUUUGAAGCAGGAGAUACCAAAGCAUAUACCACCACCAUCAUCAUCAUCCACAACAUCCACAACAACAACAACAAUCACCAUUAACAACACCCCAUCUACUACUACAUCAUCAUCACCAUCAUCCAUGAAAGAUACCAUUGAUCAGCUACAGCAACAGCCAUUUUAUCAUCAUCAAUUGGUCCAUUGCCGUGAAUUUACCGAACGGCCCUCCGUUUAUGGUGAUCCGAUUGAUCUCCCGCAUGAAAUCGAAUCAGCUUUACAUGAAAAAGGCAUCCUUCACCUCUACGUUCAUCAAACAGAAGCCAUUCGUGGUCUCCGUGAAGAUCAGCAUGUUAUUGUGGCCACAUCUACUGCUAGUGGCAAGUCAUUAAUCUACCAGAUCCCGGUGCUUGAACGAUUGAUUCAUGACAAGAAUACACGUGCCAUGUAUAUCUUUCCAACAAAGGCAUUGGCUCAAGAUCAGAUGCGCGCAUUACAGGAAUUGAUAGGAAUGUGCCCAAGUUUGGAGGAUGUACAGGUUGCCACUUUUGACGGUGAUACGCCAUCCGAACAACGUGCUUUCAUCAGAGACAACGCCAAUAUCAUUUUCACCAAUCCGGACAUGUUGCAUCAUUCGAUUCUUCCUAAUGGCAAACGAUGGAGAUCUUUUCUUUGCGCUCUUCGAUUCGUGGUUCUUGAUGAAUUACAUAUCUAUAAUGGUCUCUUUGGAGCCAAUGUGGCAUUUAUCAUGCGAAGAUUGAGACGCUGGUGUCAUCAUUACGAUAAUGACACUGCUGUGCAGUUUAUUUCAUGCAGUGCGACAAUUCGACAUGCAGACGAGCACAUGAAGUUGGUUUGUGGGAUUGAUCAGGUCAAGCUUGUGGAACAGGAUGGUGCACCAUGUGGCAAAAAGUCCUUUUUAGUGUGGAAUCCUCCUUUGGUCAAGCGUCCAGGGCAAAAUCCCAAUGAGCGUCGAGGAUCAGUAGCAGAAGGUGCACAAGUAUUGGAAUACCUGUUAUCUCGUAACGUACGCACCAUUGCCUUUUGCAAAGUACGCAAAACAUGCGAAUUGUUGAUGAUGCAAUUGCGGGACAGCUUGGAAAAACAACAACGUGGUGACCUAUUGGGAAAGGUGAUGUCUUAUCGAGGUGGGUACCUGCCAAUGGAACGUCGCCAAAUCGAGAAACGACUCUUCAAUGGUGACCUGUUGGCUGUCGUAGCCACUAAUGCCUUGGAAUUGGGAGUCGAUAUUGGGUCACUUGAUGCGGUGGUGAUGAUUGGGAUGCCAUGGACUAUUUCAGCAUUGUGGCAACAAUCAGGGAGGGCUGGGCGACGGAAUAAGGACUCGUUGUCAAUGGUUAUCACCGAUCAUAACCCCAUGGAUCAACACUUUGCUCGACACCCUGAAGAAUUAUUUGAACAGCCGCUUGAUGAUAUUCAGUUUGAUGUUGAGAAUAACAAGCUUGUGUUGGAAAGUCAUCUACAAUGCGCUGCAGAAGAAUUGCCAAUCAAUAUCGAUCAAGAUCAAGCUUUCUUUGGACCCAAUGUGCCACAAGUAUGCGAGGAACAUUUAAUGUUGAUCCACGACAAGCUAUACCGGCCCGACCCACGAUAUAGGCCAUACCCAUCUCAGCAUGUCAAUAUUCGCAAUAUUACUCAAGAGCUCUACGCUGUUAUCAAUACCACGGAUGGCAAGAAUAUUGUUUUGGAGGAAAUCGAAUCGACGCGUGCACCAUUCGAGAUCUACGAAGGAGCUGUUUAUAUCCAUCAAGGAAGAACAUACCUUGUUGAGGAAUGUAACGUCGAUCAACGAUACGCCAAAGUCCAUGCCGCACGAGUUGACUACACAACGCAACAACGUGACUUCACCAAUGCCAAUGCUAUCACUACUGUCAUGAGCAAACCAAUACAAGUCAAUGAGAAAAAGACGAGGAACAGGGUAUCUUAUGGCCGAAUACAAAUUGAGACGAUUGUAUUUGGAUAUUAUAGGAUGGAUAAGCGCAACCGCAUCAUCGAUAACCAUGACAUCUAUAUGGAUCCGAUUAUCCGACAAUCGACGGGGAUAUGGCUGGAUGUUCCACCUGUGGCUCUCAAAAAGAUGGAUGAAUUAGAGAUUGAUAGAAUGGCAUCUAUCCAUGGAGCAGCUCACGCAAUGAUAUCCCUAUUACCGAGUUUCGCAUCAUCCACUGCUGCCGAUAUCCGAACAGAAUGUAAAAGCCCACACGCCACACGUCCACGUCCCCCCAGGAUCGUACUAUACGAAUCACAGCCUAGUGGGAUUGUUCGGCAGGCAUAUCAAUUUAUUGAUGAGCUAUUGGAGAUGUGCGUUGAGCAGAUACAAAAUUGUGCCUGUGAAGAUGGUUGUCCUGCAUGUGUCCACCUUUCACAGUGCUCUGAACACAAUGAGCUUUGUUCCAAACAUGGUGCUUUAAUUGUUCUCCAAUCAUUGAAGUUAGAGGUAUAG
Molecule: messenger RNA, 2940 nt
Organism: Lichtheimia ornata
Lineage: Eukaryota; Fungi; Mucoromycota; Mucoromycetes; Mucorales; Lichtheimiaceae
Exons: 16
Coding region: 1-2940 (979 amino acids)
Molecular function (GO): nucleic acid binding; ATP binding
Source: RefSeq, a predicted model, not a curated record